Molecule: messenger RNA, 315 nt
Organism: Fomitiporia mediterranea MF3/22
Lineage: Eukaryota; Fungi; Basidiomycota; Agaricomycetes; Hymenochaetales; Hymenochaetaceae
Exons: 2
Coding region: 1-315 (104 amino acids)
Source: RefSeq, a predicted model, not a curated record
AUGACUAGUGCAGCGGUUGCUGCUCAGCAAUGGUCCCUGCCUCUCGAGGCAAAGCUUGCAUCCCUCCCUCCCACUGAGAAGUUGCAGAACUCAUCCGGUUCCGAAUCAGACUCACCUGUCAAGGUUAUGGCCGGCACGCCUGGUUCUAGUUCUUACCUCACAACUUCUGGAGCCUCUGAAGCUGAUCUGCGCUCGAAGAACGGACAAUGCGAAGAAGCCGGACUGCCGAGCGACGUAGAAUGUUAUGAUGUCGGGCCGACGCAGCGGGCGGCUCAGUCAGGUGUAUCACCAAAUGCAAAUAUACGCACAAGCUAG